AUGAGUGGAGAUGAAAUAUACGGGACUUCCGGAUUCGUCCACAACAAUGUAACGUUCAAUAUUCCCUCUCGGUCCUACGAUCAGAGAUUCACCUACACCGAUGAGUAUGAUGUACAACCACUCGAAUUCAUCGCUGUCACGGGAACAGAAGCAGAUGAACGCAACAAAAAUGUGUCGAGACGCAUUCGCAGUCAAGCUAUGCGCAACUAUGUCUGGAGACAAAACCAUCCAACAACAACAGACGAAAUGGCUGCAGCAGCCGCGGUCCCGCUCAAAGUAAAGUCGCAGCAAAAGUAUGAAGGGAAGUUUCGAAUUGGCUCGCGGCCACGCAAGACAAAAAAGCCUACAAAAGUAAAGCUCGCUAUUUUGGAAUCAAUAACAACUUCAGAAUCUGAACAGGACCAAGAUGUAAGAAAGGCUCUUUUGCGUUACUCAAAAUGGUCCAUUCGACAAAGCCUCAUGCCUGAUAAGAACCUGUUGAUGAGAAAAGGUGCAAACUCGGAUCCCUUUAACGCAUUCUCUUUUCCAAUGGGGCCUGAAAGCGAACAGUUUAUUUUUUAUUAUCAAAAGCAUUAUGCUGUUAACUGUAUUGCUCUCAACCUAUCACCAGACUGUUGGUAUUUCGUCAGAGAGGAGCUUGCAUUAUUCCAUGCGGUUCUGUAUCUCGUCUCUCUAGAUUACAAUAUGAAAUACGGUCUAAUCGACUCUCCUGGGAGCCUCUUCCAUGGGAGAGAGGCAUUUCGAUUGAUCAACGAGGCUAUCAAAGAUAAUGCGAUAAGAGAUACUCUCAUUGCAGCCGUUUCAUUAGUCAUUACGAGAGAGAAUCUCGCUGGCAAAUUUGACCUGGCCAAAAUUCACAUGCAAGGUCUCCAACUGAUGGUUCAUCAGCGAGGAGGCAUACAAAAUGUCGAAAGCAUCCAUAGAAAUGUGAUAACAUGGGCCGAUUUAUGCUACUCAAACAUCUGGGACUGCAAGCCAUCUUUUCCUCUCCUACCUCUGAAACUUACCGGAACUGAGGCCGAGCUGCCCACGGGCAUGAAAAGUAUGACGCUCUCUCCAGCGCGCACUUUCGGCUCCGGUUCGCUCAUAAACUCAAUCUUCCGGUCUCUCAGACGCUUAUCUAUCGCAUUCUGCCCAGAGUAUGAUGCUCGCCUAGAUGGAUCGUCAAUGAGCAACCAAAUAUAUAGCGUCGAAUACGAUCUUCUCACUCUCCAAAACAUCAACCUCGAAGCUCUGAAUGCCAGCGAAUAUCUCUCAUCUAGCUCUGUUUUGAUGAAUAUCGCGGCAUAUAUUUACCUCUAUCUCAUUUUAAGAGAACUUCCAGUCAGAUCAAAGAUAUUCCACACCCUCUUUCAGCGAUUACGAGAUUCUUUGGAGAUGCAGGAUACAGAAUGGUGGAAUCUGGCUCCUGAGAGACAACGCUGGUUGCUAUGGGUCGUAUUUAUGGGGUAUGGAGCUGCCUCAGAAUGGGAUGAGAAAUGGCUGUUUGUAGAAAGGAUGGAGCCGCUGGGUGCUGCACUAAUGCUGAGUACAAAAGAAGAACUUCGAUCUGCGUUUCAAGGAGUUAUUUGGCACGAUAGGUGUGAAGAGUUUUUGGAAAAGCUAUGGAAUGACAUAUCGCAUCGCAAAGGAACUAAGACGGAUAGCUAG
Messenger RNA from Trichoderma atroviride IMI 206040, 1650 nucleotides. RefSeq lists its product as uncharacterized. The record is from RefSeq and is a predicted model, not a curated record. Lineage: Eukaryota; Fungi; Ascomycota; Sordariomycetes; Hypocreales; Hypocreaceae.